Molecule: messenger RNA, 3816 nt
Organism: Achroia grisella
Lineage: Eukaryota; Metazoa; Arthropoda; Insecta; Lepidoptera; Pyralidae
Gene: Oseg1
Product: intraflagellar transport protein 122 homolog
Exons: 23
Coding region: 19-3576 (1185 amino acids)
Biological process (GO): protein localization to cilium; non-motile cilium assembly; intraciliary retrograde transport
Cellular component (GO): intraciliary transport particle A; non-motile cilium
Molecular function (GO): protein binding
Source: RefSeq, a predicted model, not a curated record
AGUUUGUAAUAGUCCACAAUGAGAACUGUUCCCAAAUGGGUGAAUAAAAUCCAUGAAGCUGAUAAAGUCGAAUUUUCCAGUGUUCACGCAAUAUGCUUCAGUCCAGAUGGCACACAAUUGGUGGUAGGUGCAGGAGAAAAAGUGAUGGUAUAUGAUCCUCGUGAUGGAGCACUCGUACAGUUACUACAGGCCCACAAGGGGGCUGUACAUGCGGUGGCCUACUGUGGGGAUGGAAAAAAAUUUGCAAGUGGCAGUGCUGACAAGAAUGUUAUCAUUUGGACCUCAAAAAUGGAAGGAGUUUUGAAAUAUUCACACAGUGAAGCAAUACAAUGCUUGGCCUACAAUCCAGUGACAAUGCAUCUCGCCUCAUGCGCCCUCACAGAUUUCGCGUUUUGGUCGGCUGAUGUUAAAGCUGUCCAGAAAUUUAGAUUGGCUGGACGUAUUACAUCCUGUGCAUGGUCAUCCAAUGGACAACAUUUGGCAAUUGGUUUGGCCAGUGGUGCAGUAUCUAUAAGAGAUAGGCAAGGUGAUGAAACUCAACGGAUUAUACGCGACGCUGCGGUGUGGGCUGUGGUAUUCUCUAAAUCAACACUUCUGGUUACUGAUUGGAAUGAUACACUGUCUUUUUAUAGUGUGCAAGGUCAACAAUUACACAAAGAACGCAAUAUUGGUUUAGCGGCUCUCUCGAUUUCGCUGUUGGGCGCGCUAGUAUUAGUGGGCGGAGUAGGUGGCUGGGCCGUGCUUACUUCUGAGGGAGUGCCCAUAUUGAACACGCCACAGGAAUGGGUAUGGGCUAUUAUCCCAUCGCCUGCAUUCAAUACAAUGGCUGUGGCGUGCCAAGAUGGUACUCUAUGGUGCUACCAAGUGGUAUUCAGUACAGUUCACGGGCUAUAUCGGGAGCGUUACGCAUACAGAGAGAACAUGACAGAUGUGAUCGUGCAGCAUUUGACCUCAGGGAACAAAGUUCGAAUUAAAUGCCAUGAUAGAGUGCAAAAGAUUGCUAUAUAUAAACAUAGAUUAGCGGUCCAACUGCCAGAACGAGUCGUAGUGUACGAACAAGGGGACGUAGAGGGUAUGCUGUAUAGAGUUAAGGAGAAAUUAUCGCAGAAAAUAGAAUGUUCGCUACUUGUAGCUACUAGUGACGCUUUGCUUUUAUGUCAGGAUACGAAAUUAGUUAUGAUUGGACGACGAAUGCCAAAAUCGUGGGUUGUACCGGCGCCCAUACGUUAUGUUAAAGUGACAACCUUGUAUUUUGAGGAGGUAUUGUUACUGGGACUUCUUAACGGGCAGAUUUGGCAGGUGGAACCUACCGAUGGGAACUCUAAAAUGGUGCUGCAAACGGCGGGUAGCGUGCGUUGUCUGGACGUUAGUGCAUCUCGGAGUCGCCUGGCAGUCGUCGACGACUCCUCGGUCUGCCGGGUCUACAGUUUACCAACCGGCGAACUCUUGUACACGGAAGAUAACGUGUCAUCAGUGUCGUGGAACUCCUGGUGUGACGACUUGCUGAGUUUGUCCGGUGGUGGCUUGCUGUCUAUAAAGGCUGGUCACUUUCCACCGGCCACUCAACCCCUUAUUGGCUCUGUUGUUGGUUUUCAGGGAGGUCGUGUGUUUUGUUUGCAAGCGAACUCAAUGCAAACUAUAAAUGUGCCGCUGUCUCACGCAGUACAUCAAAAUAUUCAACAAAAGUUAUUUAAUGAAGCAUAUGCGGUGGCCUGCCUCGGUGUGACUGCGUUGGAUUGGGAACGACUCGGAAUGGCAGCGUUAGAAGAACUUAGUUUCGAAGUUGCGAGGAAAGCUUUCCAGCGGAGCGAGAAUAUCAUCUUCCUGUCUCUUAUUGAUCAUUUACAGGAGCGGUUCGAAGCAGGCGAAAAGCGAGGAAUAAUUACUGGCGAAGUGCUUGCUUACCGUGGUCGGUAUAAUGAUGCGGCGCGAGCAUUCCAUACGGCGGGCCGUGACGACCGUGCCCUAAAUUUAUACGUCGACUUAAGAAUGUUCAAUAAAGCGCAGGAGUACGUGGGCGAAGGGGAGGGUAUAGCAGCACUAGCGAGGCAAAGGGCGGAGUGGGCUCGACACGUGAAUGAACCCCGUGCAGCUGCAGAGAUGUACCUCGCGGCCGGGGACGUGCCCAGAGCGGCGCAACUCAUGGCGGAGGGCGGCCGCAAGGACAUGUUGAUAGAGUUGGCCCGCAAGUUGGACAAAGGUUCGAGUGAAUCGUUACGUUGCGUGGCGGAAGCGUUAGUAACUGCCGGCGAGCCGGCCACUGCCGCUGACGUUUAUCAGCGCCUCGGAGACUAUAGAAAAGUAGCUCAGCUGGCGGUAUCGGCGGGUGAGUGGUCCAGAGCGUUUACAUUGGCACGAGAACACGCUGAGUGCAAACGCGAAGUCUACCUACCAUAUGCACAUCGUAUGGCACAGGAGAAUAAAUUCGUGGACGCACAGAAAGCAUAUCACAUGGCGGGGGAGACAAGUACAGCGAUGCGAGUGUUUACAAUACUGGUGGGCAACGCUGUCGCUGAAGAGAGGUUCAGCGAUGCUGGAUAUUUGCACCAUCUACUAGCAAUGCAAUGCUUAGACACUGCGACUAAUUCAAUUAACAAGGAAAGGGAAAACAGCCUGCGGCAGUAUUCGUACAACGAACGCCUGGCCCGCAUAUACAACGCAUACGAUUCAGUACAUCGAUGUAUCCAUGAACCGUUCUCGCUCAUUCAGCCCGACUCGUUGUUGAAUGCAGCGAGGUAUGUACUAGCGUUGUUGGAUGGUGAACCACCGCCAGGGAUAUCUAAAUUCUGCUUGUAUCUCUGCUUAGCAAGGCAAGCAAAGGCGCUAAAUGCUAAUGCUUUAGCUCGACAAAUGCUAGACAAGAUAUUAGGUCUUCUAGUACCACAAAAAUUCCAGGAGAGUGUGGAGCUGUUGAUGGUGAAGACUCGAGCGGCUGGCGGGAGCGAGGGUCGUGAUGAGGAGGUGUCCCCGCUAUGCUGGCGCUGCCGUCGCCACGUUCCACCGCUAAGCGCCGCACGCUGCCCUCACUGCGCACACGCACUCGCACAUUCCCUGGCCACACAUGAAGUUUUACCUUUAGUACAGUUCAUGCCCUCGGAAGGGAUAUCAGAGGCUGAAGCGCUAGAGUUAAUCGAACGGACUCCACUGCCCGAUACGAAUGGCAAGGAAGACACGGGCGGAGCGGAGGUGCUCCGAAUAGACCACGUUGAUGACUCCAGCGACCCGUUCCUGGAUAAAGUCGAUGAGGAUGAUGAAAGCGGCGUGGUGUGGUGCAGCCGGCAGGCGCUGCUGCAGUUGAGCCCGGCCAGCGUGGUUAUAGUGAAGAGGCCCCUGAUGCCUACUCUCUACUACAGGAAUAUGCUGCCGGAGCUGCUUGCCAUAGCCUGUCCACACUGCCAACACCUCUUUUACGCGGAAGAUUAUGAGAUACAUCUGGUAACAAAAGGCCAUUGCCCAUUCUGCCGGCACCCGCCCGACGAGAGCCGUACGGAAGACGGAACUGGGGACGAAUCGCUGUUAAACGGUUCAACAUCUACGCCCACUAGUCCCAGCAAUGGGCAUGCGUCUUGGCGCUAAAGAUGCCCACUGUAUAGAUCGUUCUCUGUAUGUCUUACUAGCUGCGUACCCGCAGUUUCAAUCGCGUAAAAUUAUAGCCUAUUUGUUAUUCUGAUGUAGAACCUAUAACUGUAACGUUUCAUGAAAAUCCAUUGCGUGAAACAGUAACUAACAUUCAUCCAUAAAGUUUGUGAGUAUCAAAAACUUUUUAGCUUUUAUAAUAAUAAUAAGAUAAAACGUCAGCUCUGAUCGUACAUGGAU